CAGCUGCUUAAUUGUGAACCAUGAUCCUCCUGACAGCUUCCUCUGAUUUCUUCCAGUACGCCAACAAGCUCCUCCUGAGCGAUCAUGCCACAGGCUUCCAGAUCAAGGAGUUUGUGCGGAAAAACGCUGCUAAUGCUCUGUCUGUGGCCAACAUGGUCAUGGGCAUGGCCUCCAUCCUCAGCAGCCUGAACGGGCACCAUCACGCGGCAUGCUGGCUGGUUCUGAUUGGGUACCUGCUAGAUUUGGCAGAUGGAGCGGUUGCCAGGCAACUUAAUGCCUGCUCGGCACUGGGUGCAAAGCUGGAUGAUUUUGCAGACUUUACCACGUUCGGGAUCGCUACAUCUCUACUGCUGAGGACAUCCGACCUGCUGGACAACGUCCUAUGCAUGUGCUACGUGCUGUCCGUAUUCGUCCGGCUCUGUUUCUUUUCUAGUGGCAUUCCAUUCAUGUACCGCGGCCUCCCCUGCAUCUACUCCUCAGCCAUCCUAGCCAGCGCCUCCUUGCUGUCUGGAGGAAACAUGACAGUUUUACGGGUCAUAGCAGUGGCCAUGAUUCUCUUUAUGAUCAGUCAGAAUUUCUAUCCCCAUGAUAAAGUGCUGGAGUCUCAGACCUGGAAGAAGGUGGUGUAUGCUGGGGGAGUUGCCAUGGUGUUCUGCUCUUCCUUCCCCCCUGCGUGUGUCUACUACCUGCUGUGGUCCAUCUCUUACAUCCUGUUUCCCACAUCACUUUGGAGCUGUAAACUGUAAAGUAAUGCAUAAGUUUACGAGCUGCUGCAGCUUUGUAGCUCUGGAGAAGAAAUACUGAUUACUUCAUGGCAAAAAAUUCUCUAUUUUUGAUCUUUUAUGCUGAUGUGAAACUUGACUGAGAAGACUUGGCAAAGAGGAGCAAGGAUUGGUUUCUUUUCCUUCAGUGUUACCAAUGAGGAUUAACUUGUCUUAUGUCUUCUUUAGUCUGUUGCAUUAACACCAAUCGGAGGGAUCGUUUUCAUCAGGUUUGCCUCCACGUUUUAUCUGUUUUUAUCAGUAUUAUUUAUCAGCAGUGUCGAAAACAGGAGGCAGCAGGGGAACGUCGCCUUUUUUUUUAAGAAUGGUACAAAAGGAAAAGUUUGUUAUGUAAAAAGAUAACCUCAGUUCUCUCUUCUUUAAUAUUUCUUUCAUUUUAAUAUUUUUAUAUUAUGUUUUUACACCAAAGAUAGUUCAAUAGGUUUCUCUGCAGGCGCUUUCCUGCAGGAAUAGAUCUCUGCUGCAUACCAUAGAUAAACAUAAGUGAUAGAGUUGCAGGCAUUCUUUAAAACAUUAAUUCACCAAGUUGGGGUCCCUUAUCAACCAGUAUCUUGAUAAUUUCACAAAAAUUAUGUUAGAGUUCUUUAAGAUUUAAAAGCAUCACUUAAAAAUAAACAAAACCUCUUAGAUUAUUGAUGCUGUUUUAAUAAUAUUACUCCGGUGUUAAACUGAUUUUAAAGAAAUCUUCCCUUAGUGAAUGACUCUGGUGCCUUUUUGUGGGUCAGAGUCUUAAAAGUUGUGAAAUUUCCACCUUAAAAGCUCGACUUCUAUAAAAUCAGCAUGUUAAACGGGAUCAUAGAUGUUAAAAAAAAAAAAACUGGUUUAACAUAAUAAUGCUAUUUAUAUUAUUUGAUGUGCGGUUUUGGUUGUGUUCCUUUUUUUGCUAACCCUUGCAUUCACUCAUUGCAAAUAUUUCUUUACGUAGAACUCUUCUACAUUUUCCUAUAUUGCAAAUACGUCUGCGAACUGCUGCAUUAGCUUCCUAUUGUCUGCCUCUGUUUUAGGAGGCAUUGAAAUAGUCAGUAAACCAACACUAUCACCCACAGAGCGCCAUGCUAUUUCUGUGUCAACCCCUAAGUUCACUGUGAGAAUUUCUGGUCACUUCUUCAAAUAAAAUGUCACAUCUGCAGCCUGAAAAUUGUUCUUUGGGGAUUUGUGGCUUUAAACUUGAUAAUCAGGUGCUUUAAACCCUGCUUCUGCUGCCAUCUGAUGGAUAUGGCACAAUACUGCGCAUGUCGCCUCAGUUUGAAUGUGCUGCUGAAACUGAGGAGUCAGAAAUAUAGCCAGUCUCACCUAUGGGAGACAGACUGAUCUAUUUUUCUUUUUUAUGUAGAGCAUUUCCUUGCAGCAAGGACCCUAUUUUUGUCACUGCUUUUCAUUUUUCACAACAUGGUCUUUUUGUGCCUCUGCACUGUGAGCAGGAGUUUGAGAAAAUAUAUAGUUUUAGAUAAUGCUUUGUCUUUAAGCCUGAGGAUGGUUAAAGGAAAGUGUAUCCAGGUGAAAUGUGUCUGUUCCACAAACUGAAAAAUCAUUUUAUCUUUUAGUUUGUUAUUCAAACCAUUUAGCUCCUUGUUAAGCCAUAAAUUGUAGCUUAAGUUUUUGAUUGAGAGGAACUGAAUUGUCAAGAAGCCCAAAAGGAGCUCUUAGAGUGAGAAGAAACCCAAUCCCUUAGUUAUUCAUUUUGAAUAUUAAAUUUAGCUUAUUUUUGUUCUUGAAACAGCUUAUGAUCGGUGCUUUGAAGAAAGUGACACACACAGACCUACUUGCAGUACAUUCAGGAGUGCAUACGGUUUUCCUGCGUGGGUGUUUUUGGUUUUCAGACAGUAAAGGCACUCUAAUGUUUGCAUAUGCUGAAGGCACUGUAGAAAAAAAACCCUGUAUAUUUUCUCUGAGAUUUAAAAAAAGAAAAAAUAUGGAGAAUAUCUUAUUGUGGA
Molecule: messenger RNA, 2716 nt
Organism: Cyprinodon variegatus (sheepshead minnow)
Lineage: Eukaryota; Metazoa; Chordata; Actinopteri; Cyprinodontiformes; Cyprinodontidae
Gene: tmem269
Product: CDP-diacylglycerol--serine O-phosphatidyltransferase
Exons: 6
Coding region: 21-746 (241 amino acids)
Biological process (GO): phospholipid biosynthetic process
Cellular component (GO): membrane
Molecular function (GO): phosphotransferase activity, for other substituted phosphate groups
Source: RefSeq, a predicted model, not a curated record